Molecule: messenger RNA, 261 nt
Organism: Juglans regia (Persian walnut)
Lineage: Eukaryota; Viridiplantae; Streptophyta; Magnoliopsida; Fagales; Juglandaceae
Product: histone H4-like
Exons: 2
Coding region: 1-261 (86 amino acids)
Biological process (GO): nucleosome assembly
Molecular function (GO): protein heterodimerization activity; DNA binding; structural constituent of chromatin
Source: RefSeq, a predicted model, not a curated record
AUGUCUGGACGUGGUAAGGGAGGUAAGGGUUUGGACAAGGGAGGACCUGCGAUACGUCGUCUGGCUCGUAGGGGUGGUGUGAAGCGUAUCAACAGUAUGAUCUAUGAGGAGACUGGAGGUGUCCUCAAAAUCUUCUUGGAGAACGUCAUUCGUGAUGCCGUGACGUACACCGAGCACGCAAGGAGAAAGAUUGUGACAACCAUGGAUGUGGUUUACACUUUGAAGAGGCAGGGAAGGACUCUCUAUGGAUUUGGGGGUUAG